CCUUGCUCGCCGGUGCACCUAGGGCAGGGCAACACAGUGUUAUUAAAGGCUGGUUAGAGAGGAGAAUCCGAUCAAUCAAUCCCUUAACAGCUGCUUACCAUCAAAAUGGCAUCUCUGACCUGUCUUCUUCCUUGCUUGCCUACGACUCCCUUUCUUUCUCUCUCUCUCUCUCUCUCUCUCUUUCUAUUAGCCUUUUCGUUUUCAUCAAGCUGCAGAGCGAGCAGCAGCUGGCCUAGCUUUGGUUAGUUGGUUAUAAUCUAUCAACUACCUGCAGCAGUACGACUACCAUGGCAGGCAGGCAUGCUGGGCCGUCGUCACACCGCGUCCUCCUCAUUAAUGGCGGUCUGGUGAUGGGCUCACCCCCACCCCACCUACCCAUCAACUCCCCGCACCAUGAACGACGGCAGAUAAAUUAAACCACCACACCCCCAUUUUAAGGACAUCCUCCUGCUGCUGCGGCUGCUUGAAGAGGAAAGAAGGAGCUCUCGUCGCUGCAAUGGGGAUCUGUUGCAGCAGCCCGGCGGCAGGCGAGCUCCACGAUGAGCAGGGCUUCCCAUGGAUGCAAGACGAAUCCUUCCACCAGCAGCUCUGGACCGGCGCGGGGGCCUCCAUGCACACCAAGCAAGGAUGGAAGGGCGCCAACCAGGACGCCAUGACCGUCUGCCAGGACUUUGCUGGCCACAAAGGCCACAUCUUCUGCGGGGUGUUUGAUGGCCAUGGACCCCUUGGCCGUGAUGUUGCGCGUCAUGUCCGUGACGCCCUUCCCAUGAAGCUGUCCUCCACUUUGAAACUGAGAAGUGAAGAGAAAGAUCCCUCGAGGGAUAAUUUGAAGCUCACAACUGAAGAAGAUCCCUCCUCCAGUAAUACAGAUGUAGAUUCCUUUGACAAGUCAGAUUCCACCUCAUCCAGUGAUACAAGUGAUGAGAACCUACUGCUGUCUACAUGGAAGGACAUAUUUGUGAAGACGUUUGAGGAAGUGGAUCAGGACCUGAGGCAACAUUCAGGUAUCGAUUGCAUUUGCAGUGGCACAACUGCAGUCACUGUCGUCAGGCAGGGUGAUCACUUGAUCAUUGCCAAUCUGGGGGAUUCACGUGCCGUUCUUUGCUCCCGGGACAGUAAAGAUCGUCUGAUCCCGGUCCAACUCACCAUUGACUUGAAACCAGAUCUUCCAAGUGAACUCGCAAGGAUUCUGAAUUGUAAAGGCCGAGUUUUCGCUAUGGAUGACGAGCCAGAUGUGCCUAGAAUGUGGUUGCCUGACCAGGAUGCGCCGGGCCUUGCGAUGGCAAGGGCAUUUGGGGACUUCUGCCUGAAGAAUCAUGGCCUCAUUUGUACCCCUGAAGUGUACUACAGGAAGUUGUCUGAAAAGGAUGAGUUCCUGGUGCUUGCUACUGAUGGGAUUUGGGACGUGCUGACCAACAGAGAGGUGGUGAAGAUCGUGUCGUCAACCACGGACCCAUCCAAGGCGGCGAGGCAGCUGAUAGACCGUGCUGUCCGAGCAUGGCGGCGCAAGUACCCGACGUCCAUGGUCGACGACUGCGCCGUGGUCUGCCUCUUCCUGAACCGGAGGGCGCCGUCGCCCGAGGACAGCCUCCGAGGAGGCACAUCAGCAGAGGCCGUGCCGUUCACGGGGAGCUUCCGCAAGAAGGUUGCGAGCGGCGGCGGCGAGGCGGCGGAGGAGGGGACGACGGUGUGGAGAGCUCUGGAGGGGGUGGCGCGGGCGAACUCGGUGAUCAGGCUGCCGCGGAUGGGGCGCGUGCUGAGCUGGCGGAGGCGGUCGAGCUCUCUGGAUGAAGAUGAAGACGACGAGCAUCAGGAUUGAUUUGGUUGAAUUGAAUCGAUGGGGAGUCGUUUUCUUGGUGGGUGCACGUAGAAAUCUGCAUGGCUGCAGAAUGGCAUUCGGAUUUGGUCGAGGUAAUGCCAUGUCGCAUUCAGGUUGUUAGGAUGGAUAAGCAGAAAUGGACAGGGGUAGGCGUCGCUGAACAAGCAAAGUACGUAGUUCAUCCAGCUCGCCUGUGUAUCAAGCGGUGCUGCUACUUACCUCUUCUCUGCAUGAUUGAUCGAGUUGUGUGGGGGUAAAAGGGGUUUGAUUUUGUUGUAACUUUUGUUGCUGAGAUUUCUGACACCAUAUGAAAACGAUGGGCAUUUGGAAUUGUUACAACUAUUCAGAAAUCCAAGUUGAAACUUUAGUACUGAAUU
This is a messenger RNA of Panicum virgatum (switchgrass), 2196 nucleotides long. Its product is annotated as probable protein phosphatase 2C 73. Bases 497 to 1819 code for a protein of 440 amino acids. The transcript is spliced from 5 exons. Lineage: Eukaryota; Viridiplantae; Streptophyta; Magnoliopsida; Poales; Poaceae. Gene Ontology annotation, molecular function: protein serine/threonine phosphatase activity. Gene Ontology annotation, biological process: protein dephosphorylation. The record is from RefSeq and is a predicted model, not a curated record.